Messenger RNA from Saprolegnia parasitica CBS 223.65, 2279 nucleotides. RefSeq lists its product as hypothetical. Lineage: Eukaryota; Oomycota; Saprolegniomycetes; Saprolegniales; Saprolegniaceae. The record is from RefSeq and is a predicted model, not a curated record. Gene Ontology annotation, biological process: (1->6)-beta-D-glucan biosynthetic process. Gene Ontology annotation, molecular function: glucosidase activity. Gene Ontology annotation, cellular component: endoplasmic reticulum membrane; plasma membrane. The transcript has 8 exons. The coding region runs from base 51 to 2279 and encodes 742 amino acids.
GAUUUUGAGGCCGUUGGUCCGAUUGCCAGCCACACUCGAAGCGGACGACGAUGAGGCCAACGACGCCGCUCGCAGCCAUCGGGCUCGCCGCCCUCCUUAGCACCGGCGCCAUGGGCGCAGACACGACGUACCCGGCCAAGAGCGGCCUCGGGACGUGGGUCGACGCCGACACGCCCAAGAGCGCCUACACGGUCAAGACGUCGCGCGGUGAAUCUUGGGACCUCGUCAUGAGCGACGAGUUCAACCACCCAGGACGCGACUUUUCCGCCGGCAAGGAUCAUCUCUGGACGGCCAUGGAACUCGCCGACGGCGUGAACGCAGCGCUCGAGUACUACUCGGUCAACAUGACGAGCACGCAGCUCGACGCGACCGGCGGCUACAUGCAGAUCAAGACGAUGCACGACGACAUCAAGUUUACAGUGUACAACAUGUACAAGAACCCGCCGGGGUUCCAGCAGAGUCAAAUGUGGUACCGCAGUGGCAUGAUCCAGUCCUGGAACAAGUUUUGCAUGCAAGGCGGAUUCAUCGAAGUCAGCGUCCAGCAGCCGGGCGUCGUCACGGCCGCCUCUGGCAACCCCGACUUGAGGGACCCCAACGGCCGCGUCACGGGCGGCAUCUACUACCCGACGUGGCCCGGCGUGUGGCUUUUGGGCAACUUGGGCCGCGCGCUCUUCACGGCGUCGACGACGCGCAUGUGGCCGUGGUCCUACAACGUCUGCGAUGAGGACUCGAAGAAGAACCAAGCGAUCUCGGCCUGCGACUCGAACCCGGGCUUUGGCCUCAACCCGAACCAAGGCCGCGGCGCGCCGGAAAUUGAUAUCCUCGAAGGCGGCGGCAAUGAAAUCUCGUCGUCGAUCCAGAUCUCGCCGGGCAUGCCAUCCAAGUUUCGCGUCGUGGCGCCCGCUGGCGAAAACGGCGCAUGCAUCUACACGCAGACGUGCAAGACAGUGGGCGCCAACCUCCCGGACGUGCCGUCCUCGGUGGCCACGACCCGCGGGUACCGCACGUGGUACCAAGGGCUCAAGUACGCGCCAUCUCGCCUCUGUACGCCGCUCGCGGCCAAGAAGCAGGUGGCCGCCACCAUUAACGCGUCGCUCACGGCCGGGAUCACGGAAAACACGUGCACGGUCGACACGUGCCCCGCAUCCAACGACGUCAACGGGUACCUCGGUCUCAUCGACAACAAGGGGUCCCACUACUGGGGCAUCAACGACGACGGCACGUGCAUGCCCGUCAUCAACGGCUACAAUGGUGCAUAUCUGUGCGACCCGUACAACACGGACCCGCGCUGCGGGCAGCCGCUCUGGGGCGGCAACUCGAACGGCAACGCGAUUCCUUCGUUCAACUACCAGCUCGACGCGAUUUCGGCCAACUGGCCGAUCCAGCUGACGGCGUACACGUCCUUUCUCAAGUACCAGCUCGAGUGGGUCAUGGGGGAUACCGGCUACGUUCGCUGGAUGGUGGAAGGCAACCCGAUCUUUGAGAUUUCGUCGACGUCGCUCGUGGACCCGCCGCAGGACCCGGCCAACACGGACAAGUCGAAGAUCAACCCGAAAAAGAUGAUGAUUGAAGAGCCAAUGUACAUGAUUUUCAACACGGCGCUCUCGACGAGCUGGGGCACGACGCCGCCCAACCCUGGCCAGCCCUGCCGCGGGUCGGGCAAGGACGCCAAGGUCAACAAGAUCUGCGACGCGUUCCCACUGUACCUCAAGGUCGACUACAUUCGCGUGUGGCAAAGCGCAACGGGCAUGUCGGUGGGUUGCGACCCGCGAUCGCACCCGACGGCCGAGUACAUUGCCCAGAACCAGGCCAACUACGAGGACAUCAACAACCCUGUCAUCGUGGUCGACGGCGGCGCGACCUGCACGUCCAACGACGACUGCACGCUGCCGCUCAGCGCCACCGGUGGCGUCCAAGUCAUCUCGGGCUCGUGCGACAAGACCAAGCUCGAUGGCCGCUGUGUCUGCCUCUCGCCCACGGUCUGGGGGGGGCCGCGGUGCACGACCGUGCGCAGCACUACCAGCGGCAACAGCCUGAGCUCGUCGUUUGGCCCGACGCUCUGGGUCGUCUUGGUGAUUGCGGCGAUUGCGAUCCUCGCAACGAUCGGUGUCAUUUACGCCCGUGGCCGCGGCCGCCGCCUCCAGCUGCAGUUCCGCGGCGUCGAGCAAGCCGAGCUGGUCACGGUCAUGCCGCCGGCCAUGCGCAACACGAUGAACGGCACGAUGAACGAAGGCGGGCAGCCGCGUAGCGACUCGCUGCGCAACCGCCGCGUGGUCUAA